UCUUGGUGUCAACUUUGUGUUUAUGAGAGAUGAGAAGCCUCUUAGUUGUUAUUAUCUCUGUGUUAUGUCACUUUCUGCUGAUUUUUGAUUACUCUUCUUCGUAUCCUCUUUGUACUAAUAAGAAGUCACCCUUCAUCACAAACACCACACUGAGUUUCUGUCAAUAUGAAGGUGGUGCUUGUUGCAACUCCAGUGAUGAUAUGCAGAUAAGGAAUGAGUUUAAAGCCAUGAACAUCUCUGAUUCUGGCUGUGCUUCCCUUCUGAAAUCAGUACUUUGUGCGAAAUGUGAUCCAUUUUCCGCAGAGCUAUACAGAGUUGAAUCAGUAACUCGAAAAGUUCCUGUUCUUUGCAACUCAACCAUUUCAGCAGACUCAUCACCGUCAAGGCAUAACUUAACUGACUUUUGUUCAAAUGUUUGGAACAAAUGCCAAAAUGCAUCUUUAGUGAAUUCGCUCUUUGGAUCACAAGGUGGAUCAUCACUUAACUCUACUUCCAAAUUGUCUGAUAUGUGGAAGUCAAAAAACACUUUCUGCAAUACAUUUGGAGGUUCUUCUGAGGCUGGCUCAGUGUGUUUUGAUGGUGAGCCUGUGUCACUAAACAACAGUGGAGUUUCAAGUCCCCCAAGUGGUAUGUGCCUUGAGAAAAUUAGCAAUGGAUCUUAUCUCAACAUGGUAGCUCAUCCUGAUGGAUCGAAUCGAAUAUUCUUAUCCGACCAACCAGGCAAAAUAUGGCUGGCAACUGUCCCAGAAGAAGGAUCAGGAGAAGUAUUGGUGAUUGAUGAACUAAAUCCCUUCCUAGAUUUAACUGAUGAAGUGUUAUCUGAUACUGAGUUUGGGAUGAUGGGAUUAGCUUUUCAUCCAAAAUUUCGAGAGAAUGGCCGUUUCUUUGCCUCAUUUAACUGUGAUAAGGUCAAAUGGCCACAAUGUUCAGGAAGAUGUUCUUGUAACUCAGAUGUGGGAUGUGAUCCAGCUAAGCUGAGCUCUGAUAAUGGAGCAGAACCAUGCAGAUAUCAUAGUGUCGUAGCAGAGUUUAGUGCUAAUGGUACUGGUGCCAAACCACAAGAAGUGAGAAGAAUAUUCACUAUGGGACUUCCAUUUACUUCCCAUCAUGGUGGUCAGAUUCUAUUUGGACCAGAAGAUGGUUACUUAUACUUCAUGAUGGGAGAUGGUGGAGGUAUAGGUGACCCUUACAACUUCUCUCAGAACAAGAAAUCUUUGCUUGGAAAGAUUAUGAGGCUUGACGUAGACAGCAUACCAAGUGCAUCUAAAAUUUCUGAAUUAGACCUAUGGGGAAAUUACACUGUUCCUGUAGACAAUCCAUAUUCACAAGACAAAGAAUUACAGCCUGAAAUUUGGGCUUUGGGAUUUAGAAAUCCUUGGAGAUGUAGUUUUGAUCUAGAAAGGCCUUCUUACUUCCUCUGUGGUGAUGUUGGCCAGGAAGACUUCGAAGAGGUCGAUAUAGUGACCAAGGGAGGAAACUAUGGAUGGCGUGUGUUCGAGGGUCCAUUCCUAUACAAUCCACCAAAGUCUCCUGGAGGAAAUACAUCUUCUAGUGCCAUUAAGCCAAUUUUCCCUGUAAUGGGAUACAAUCACUCUGAGGUCAACAAGGCUGAAGGAUCAGCUUCCAUUACAGGUGGUUACUUUUACCGCUCCAUGACUGAUCCAUGUAUGUAUGGAAGAUACCUUUAUGCAGAUUUAUAUGGUUCUGGUAUGUGGGCAGGAGCAGAAAAUCCAAAAGAUAGUGGGAACUUCACAAGUACUAAAGUUCCAGUGAAUUGUGCUCCGGACUCUCCUAUUCCAUGUAGUGAUGAGUUUGGAAGGUCAGUCUCUGGACUUGGUUUCAUAUUCUCUUUUGGUGAAGAUAACAGGAAAGACAUCUUUAUCUUGUCAAGCAAUGGUCUGUAUAGGGUUGUUAGACCUAGUAGAUGCAGCUACAUAUGCUCAAGUGAGAAUGCUACUACUCCUGUUCGUCCAAGAUCCCCUCCUCAAUCUCCUCAUUCCUCUACCGGUACCCGGUUGAGAAAUUCGAUGUUAGAGCUGCUCUUCUUCUCCAUUACAUCAUUUUUUUUUCUUCGGUUUUUCUUAGUUAUCUAAAGUAUCAUAUCUGUUUGAAACUUGUUCUUUUGGCUUGAAUUGUAUCAUAUUGGAAGGUCAUGGUUUUUUUGUAAAACCAAGUUUCAGAAUACUAAAUAUUUGAUAGAGA
Messenger RNA from Humulus lupulus (European hop), 2202 nucleotides. Its product is annotated as HIPL1 protein-like. The transcript is spliced from 7 exons. The record is from RefSeq and is a predicted model, not a curated record. NCBI's taxonomy places the organism in Eukaryota, Viridiplantae, Streptophyta, Magnoliopsida, Rosales, Cannabaceae. The coding region runs from base 30 to 2093 and encodes 687 amino acids.